Molecule: messenger RNA, 1578 nt
Organism: Stereum hirsutum FP-91666 SS1
Lineage: Eukaryota; Fungi; Basidiomycota; Agaricomycetes; Russulales; Stereaceae
Product: iron permease
Exons: 11
Coding region: 1-1578 (525 amino acids)
Biological process (GO): transmembrane transport
Molecular function (GO): transmembrane transporter activity
Source: RefSeq, a predicted model, not a curated record
AUGCCGUCGUCGGUGAAACCCCCUCGAGAUUAUAGGUUCUGGCUAGUCUUCCUUGCAAUUGGGAUAUCUACUAUGAUAACAGCCCUAGAGCUGUCCGCCGUAUCCACAGCGCUGCCCAAAAUUGUCAAUGAUCUCAGUGGUUCAGACUUCAUUUGGGUUGGGUCAGCGUACGCGCUGUCCGCCACAGCGUUCAUACCGAUGAGCGGGGGUUUUGCUCAGAUUUUUGGAAGGCGAUUUGUCAUGCUCUCGUCGUUGUGUAUCAUGGCAUUAGGCAGCGCUCUGUGUGGCGCUGCACCAACCAUGAACUUUCUGAUUGCUGGAAGAACUGUCCAAGGACUUGGCGGUGGUGGUAUUGCUUCAACUACUGCCAUAAUCAUAUCAGACCUCGUGCCGCUACAAGAGCGUGGAGUAUUCAACGGUCUGAUUGGCAUUGCAUGGGCGGUUGCCGGCGGAGUUGGUCCCAUUGUUGGCGGUGCUCUCGCCCAGUCGGGCCAAUGGCGAUGGCUUUUCUACCUCAAUAUCCCAAUCUGUGGUGUAGCGGGUGCUCUCAUGCUUUUGUUCCUUAGAGUGAACACUCCGCUUGGAUCACUGCGUGAGAAGUUCGGGCGAGUCGAUUGGAUUGGAAAUAUUAUAGUCAUCUCUGCUACUACAGCGUGUGUAGUUGCCUUAACAUGGAGUGGCGUACAGCAUGCGUGGGACUCGGCACCAGUGUUGGUCCCUCUAGUCGUCGGACUAGUUGGACUGAUAAUAUUUCUUGCGUACGAAGCUUUCGUGCCAAAGUAUCCACUUGUGCCAUUCACAUUGAUGUCUACCAUGACUGGUGUCUCUGGUUACAUCCAGACGUUUGUCAUGCCCGUGGUGAUGAUGGCUCUAGAUUACGUUCCAGUAUACUUUCAGGCCUGUAAAGGUGCCUCACCUGUCGGUGCAGGAGUCGAUCAGCUAGGAGUUGCACUUGUGCUGGCACCCUCCGGCAUUAUUUCCGGUGCAUCGGUGAACAAGACACAGAAAUACCGGCCGCAACUGUGGCUCUCGUGGAUUCUCUUAACCCUUGGCACCGGUCUUCUAAGUACCCUGAAUGAAGAUACUCCAAAGGGCCAUGCAAUUGGGUUCGAGGUCCUAGUUGCAGUUGGCAUUGGCAUCCUCACAACAACGACAUAUUUCCCUGUCCUUGCGCCUGUGCCUGUUUCGCAGAAUGCACUCGCUUUGGCAUACUUCAUGUUUCUUCGGAAUUUUGCUCAGGUAUGGGGUGUGACCGUAGGCGGUGCCGUUCUUCAAAACGAACUGCAGAAGCGAAUGCCUGCUGCAUUUGCAGCCCAGGUCCCUGGCGGUACUGCUAUUGCCUACGCAACCAUCCCGCUCAUUGCAGAUCUACCGGAGCCUCUCCGAAAUGAGGUCCGCGUCGCCUUUGCGAAUAGCUUGAAGGUUGUAUGGGAAGUUUUUGCUGGGAUUUCAGGAAUCGGCCUCAUUGCUAGUCUAUUUAUGAAGGGCUUACCCUUACAUACCUCUACCGACAAGCAAUGGGCACUGGCGCAGAGAGGAGAGCAGGGUUCUGAGGAUCACGAGAUGGAAAGUGGGUAG